GUUGGGAGUCAUUGGUCGAGGCUGGCCCUUGCCAUCCUGAAGCUGGGGCCUUAUGCGCCCACUUCUCCCGAAUGGCAUUGCUCACAGGCUGUUGAUAGCCUGGCGUAUCACAUAGCGACUGACUUGGAGAGCAUAGUGGAAAAGUAUCUUGGAUUCGAACAAUAUAUGCGAUACUGGACCCUACGAGUGACAUGCACCGCCUCAAAGAAAAACAAGCUUUCUACACCGGGCUCGACAAAGCUCUAGCAGACAGCGAUGAGGAACCAGAUCCCGGACGUACUGCAUCUGUCCAGGCACUUCGCAGGGCAUCGGAAAGGAAGGCAGCGGCAGCCAAACCAACAAUGGCUGCAAACAGUCUCCCCCGCUCGGCCUCUGACACUAACCUGAGCAGGCGUGGGCCUGCAAGCUCGGCUGAUCAGGUCCAGCAGCCCAGGCCGGUUACCAGCAGUGGCAGACUGCCUCCGCCAGCCCUGACGAAGGGCGCAACAAUGAUAUGUGCAACGAGCAGCACUGCCUCUACCAAGCCAUCAUUUCCCACCGCCGUACCUAAGGUCACUGGAAAAAGGAAGCGCGACGGUAAGGUUGCAUGUGUACCGGAUGGGCAGCAGGUCUUCAAGGGAUUGCGCUUCUUCUUCUUCCCUAACGACGACAGGAAUAUCGCACGGGCAUUGCGGAUUAUGAAAGCUCUUGAAUAUGGUGCGUCUUGGUAUACGGACUGGAAUGACAGCGUGACGCAUCUUAUUGUCGACAAGCAGUAUGAAUAUAACACAGUCCUCAAGUUCAUGAAGAUGGACCGCAUACCGUCAGGUGUCAUCGUUGUCCGCGAGAACUACCCGGCAGAGUGCAUUACGUUCCGCACGAUGAUCGAACCAAAGCAGCCUCGCUUCACCGUGAAUGGGUACGGUACCGCCCAAAUCCUAGAACCAAUUACGAUAGCCACUCAGUCCGCGUCUGCAGAGUCGAUUACAUCGCUCUCGCUCAAGCCUGCCGGAAAGUCUGUGAUGGCUCGCCAGCCGGAGACCCCGAAGAACUACGACAGUGACGGCUCGCCUACGAAGAUUGCAUCCUCGAACGCGCAGACUGAUAUGCCUCAACUUCAACGAGCGUCUUCUGACACGACGAAGACUGUCGCCUCAACAGCGGAGUUCGAUGCCGCGAUACGGCAGGCUAGGAAGCUGCAGUAUAUACCAUUAGAGGGCGACGAUGAUGCUGAAGACAGACCGAUCAGUGCCGAAGGGCCAGCAACCGAUGAUGAAGAUGAACCUCAAGCUUCUCCAAAGCAAAGGGAGGCGAAGCAUCUAGCCUAUCAAAACAAGUUCCAAUGCAUGCAGAAGAACACCGAGGGCAAGACAAGCUGCCCUAACGCAGCCACAAUUAAUAUACUGCAACAGAUGGCGGACUAUUAUGGCCAAAUGGGCGAUGAGUGGCGGAUACGUGCUUACCGGAAGGCCAUCACGACGUUGCGUAAACACCCGACCAAGAUAUGGACCAGAAAGCAAGCCCUCGCGCUUCCUCAAAUCGGCGAAAGGCUAGCUACGAAGAUCGAAGAGAUCGCUUUCACCAACCGUCUCCGGCGUCUGGACAACGCUCGCGACGAACCUACCGACCAUGUAUUGCAGGCAUUCAUGGGCAUUUACGGUGCAGGCUUCGCCAAAGCAAGCGAAUGGGUUAGCCAGGGCUACAAGACUCUCGAUGAGGUCCUUGCGAAAGCCCGGUUGUCGAGCAACCAACGCAUCGGUAUCGAGCAUUACGCCGACUUCAAUGCGCGAAUCCCAAGAGCUGAAGUUGAACAGCACGGCGGCGUCGUUCGCAAAGCCCUGCAGAAGCUUGAUCCGCUCUUCGAGGUCAUCAUUGGUGGCUCUUACCGUCGUGGUGCAGCAACUUCUGGGGACAUUGACUGCAUCAUCACCCAUCCGAACGCCGACUCCGCCUACCUGCGCAUGAUUGUGCUCGAGCAGGUAGUGCCCGAGCUUACCUUGUCUGGCUUCGUAGUCGCUGCUCUAGCGGCUACGCACAAGGACGACGGAAGCAAGUGGCAUGGUGCCUCCAAGCUCGCAAACUCCGCUGUCUGGCGCCGUAUAGACUUACUACUCGUUCCAUCGGACGAGAUAGGCGCAGCUUUGAUCUACUUCACAGGCGACGACAUAUUUAACCGCUCGAUAAGAUUGCUAGCCAGUACGAAGGGCAUGCGCUUGAAUCAGCGUGGCUUGUACAAGGAUGUUAUGCGAGGAAAUGGGAGGAUGAAAAUAAGCAAAGGGACGCUCUUGGAAGGGAAGGACGAGCGGAAGAUCUUCCAGAUCUUAGGUGUGCCGUAUAGGCCUCCAAUAGACAGGAUUUGCUAGCCUCUGAAACAGGUACCUCAUCAUCACUUAACGCAGCUUUUCACCGUCGCCUCACGCCGGCGCUAUGCUCGUCCGUUGCCGCCCGCAUCCCGAAACGCCUGUAAACCACGUGAACUGUCAUUAGAACGCAGUAGCCUUACGCCGGAGUCUGUCAUCUCGUAAAGUACCAUGCGCAUCGCCGGUAGAUGCUGCCCGAAGGCAUUCGUAUCAAUCAAUCAGUCACGUGCGGUUACGCUCGCUUUUCAACCGUAACGCCUCGACUUCCGAUGUACACUCCUCUCGUCUCAUUCCAUCACUGCAUCAGGACGACAUGGUAACAUUGGUAGGAGCAGCCGUACCAGUCGUUCCACUUGCCGUUGGCAGUGAGCCUGGACCCGCAGAGGCAGCAGCAGCAGUGGUUGUGCUUGUAGAACUGGCCUCCUUAACCUGGAUCUUCGGUAGCACACCUUGGUUCACCCACAGAUCAAUGAGUGGCUGCAUCGGCUCGGCAU
Messenger RNA from Baudoinia panamericana UAMH 10762, 2833 nucleotides. RefSeq lists its product as uncharacterized. Gene Ontology annotation, cellular component: nucleus. The transcript has a single exon. NCBI's taxonomy places the organism in Eukaryota, Fungi, Ascomycota, Dothideomycetes, Mycosphaerellales, Teratosphaeriaceae. Gene Ontology annotation, biological process: double-strand break repair via nonhomologous end joining. The record is from RefSeq and is a predicted model, not a curated record. Bases 192 to 2342 code for a protein of 716 amino acids. Gene Ontology annotation, molecular function: DNA-directed DNA polymerase activity; DNA binding.